AGGUCUGUGAUGAGCCACAUCCAUUACUAGUGAAAGAGAUGAUCGGUCAUUGUACUCAAGGCAAGAUAGACGAUGCUUACAAAAUAAUGCAACAUCUCUGGCAAAUGGGUUACUCGCCGGAAGAUAUCAUCACCAGUGUAUUUCGAGUUUGCAAAGUUGAAACUAUGCCUGAAUUUCUAAAACUGGAAUUUAUCAAGGUAAAAUCCUAUUACUAUAACUUAAUAGUAUACAUACAAAUAUUCCUCGAUUGUGAUUGGUAGGUUUCAGUUGAUUUCAGAUUCCAGUUAAUCUCAAACAACAGUGCAAAAUUCUGUAAUAACCGUGCAAAAAUCCAUAAUGCUCCAUGUUUCAGGAAAUCGGUUUUACGCACAUGCGCAUUGUCGAAGGAGUGAACAGUUUAUUACAGAUGUCAGGCCUGUUGGCAAGAUUAUGUAUGAAGACCGCUGCAGAGGAGAACUGACGGGCUCAAAUAUGGCAUCCUUGGUUGAAGGUACUCUUACAAUUCGUAUAGCGGACUACUUUACUAUGUUAAACGAUGCAUACAUCGAACAUACGCUGUCUUGAUAGCCUGACGAACGGCAAUCGCUCUUUUCCAGGUAGUUUAGAUAAAAAUAAAGAAAGUUCGCAAACUUUGACGUAUUACAGGUAAACUACGUAAGGCGUUCUUCUUUUGAUUGAGCUCCUAACUUGUAUGCAAUUUUCCUCAUUACCUUUGCAAAUUUGAAAAAAAUCGCUUGUAAAUCUCUUGAGGCAAUUUGUAAUGUUCCUAUCGGCUGUUGCAAUAUUUCAGUACAGAGAAACUUCCUUUUAAAUUUUCCUAACUCCCUGUUUUAAUUUCCUGACUUCCUGUUUUGAGCGUUGUCAUUGGUGGAUUAUUUCUGUUAGCCAAUUACAACGCGUAUAACAGAACAGGAAGUUAGGAACUUGUAACAGGAAGUUAGGAAUUUGUAAAAGGAACUGGGGAAAAUUUUAUAGCUGAAUCCAGGUAUGGACUAAAUUUUGAUCCAGGCAAGAAGAACAGAAUCCAUUACCACGGUUAGAAAGAGCAUGUUAAAAUUAGUAAAAUUGCAAAAUUUAGUUGCGAAAUGUUGUAAAAUGCGGAAAAUAUAGCCCUGCGAAAUUUGCAAAUUUUGUAUUCAUUUGUAUUACGCACGGGAAAAUACACCACUUUCGGCCCAAAUGUGGUGCAUUUCCCUGUGCGUAAUACAAAUUAAUACAAAAUUUGCAAAUUUUAACUUGCUACGUACAGACGAUUUCAGACUUGUUGGAACAACUUGUUGCGAGUCUGUUGGCCUCAUUAACCUUGUUACAAGAUGAUAACAACUUGUUCCAGACUUGUCAACAACUGGGAAUAAGUAGUGCGAAAACAUCUUGUUGACAAGAUUAUUACGCAUGUACGAGACCCAUAUGACGUACAGACCACGUGUUCUUUUCAGUCGCUUCGUUGCUUGUGCAAUAAAAGUUUUUGACAUCGGCAUACCGACUCACAAACGUUGAUCAAAUUUUCCUUUCUUCAAAGAAGCUUGAAGUUCAAACCAAAAGCCAUGCAUGGCCUGCCGUCAGUUUAAAAACGUAUAAACAGUGACGUAACGGAGGGGGGGGGGGGCUGUUGACUGUUGACUGUUGUCAUUGUUUGACUGAGAUAUUAUAUUUAUAUUGAAUAUUUGUAGAAUGUUCUGAAAAAUUCCGUGC
This is a messenger RNA of Paramuricea clavata, 1692 nucleotides long. The record is from the annotation of a GenBank genome assembly. Lineage: Eukaryota; Metazoa; Cnidaria; Anthozoa; Malacalcyonacea; Plexauridae.